AUGAAAUCGAACCAGGAGCGAAGCAAUGAGUGUCUGCCUCCAAAGAAGCGGGAGAUCCUGGCUCUGGAGGAGAGACAGGUGUUGGUGGCAGCAGCUGUGAGUGAGAGCCAGAGAGGGGAGAACCUAGCCUGGCUUGCGAGCGUAGCUACCAUGGCCAGCAUGGUCCAGGGACAUGGUGACAGAGGCAAUACUGAGGCCCUGAGUCCCUCACCUUCACUCAAGCCCCUUUCUGUAGUGACAGAGCAUCAGGCCUCUAUGUCCGCUUCCUGUUCCACUAAUUCCACGCCCAGAGAAAUUCUCUCAGGCCCCGCACUUACCUCUCAACCAGCCCUUCUCUCUCCCUGCCUCCCCCAGCCUGCCGGGACCGUCCAGUACACCCAGUUGCCCCCAAACCUGCAGCUUAUCGGACCUUACACCGGUUACAUCUCCUCUCAGAUUGUGCCAUCCACUGCCAGCCCGGCACAUCCAGCUCCGCAACCUCAAGAAGGCUAUGCUACAGCCAUUGUUUCCCAAUCCUCCAAUGGAGAGCCUCAGAGCCAGCGCGGGGUUGUGACCUCAUCUGUGCCCAAUGCAGUCCAUCCUGUUAGCCAGUGCAUUCAAAUAGAGAGUGCCGCUCUCAGAGUGACCACGGUCACCUCCCCCACUCCUCACGUGCCCAUACAGCUCCACCCACACUCUGCCGUACUGGCCCCCCAUGCCUUGGCUCUUGCACCUUCCCAGGUGCUGCUGCACUACACAGAUGGCCUGACCACCAAGCCACCUGAAUCCCACGGCAGAGAGCUGCAGAAUGGAGAGAUAAGAGAUGCCACGGCGGCCAAGCACAAUUCCAACAUGGUAAAAGGCGUAUCCAGUCAGCCAGAGGGUGACCAGAGCCAAAGGCAACAACAAAACAUUGGCCUCCAGGCCCAAGCACAGGUACUGCUUCCUGCCGAGUACACCGCUCAGGACAGCAGUGGACUGCAGACAUCCAUCAUGCUGCUCUCCAACACCACCACCAACAACAGUGAGCUGGCAAAAGACUCCGUGACUGUCGGUGAAAGAGGAGGAAUUUGCUUGGGGAAGCCUAUCUCUCGAACUUCCUCCACACUCCCUCUCUCCUCCUCGGACGGCUUGCCCUCUCCUGCUCAGACCCUCUCUCCCCAUGCCAUCCUGCAGACGUCCCACAGUGCCACCCAUGAGCUCUCCACCGGUAUCUAUUCCGCCACACAGCUGCCAAUCAUCGGCUACAUCACCAGUGCUGGUGCAGGGCAUCAGCAGUCGGUGGCCGGUUACCACAGCAACAUGCCUCAGCACUUGGUAAUCUCAGGCAGCCCCUCACUCCUCAUCCCUGUUAGUACCAGUAAUGUCAGCGUGCCUCCUGCUGAGCCAGAAGUCCCCCGCUGUUCAGUUACCUCCAUCACCUCUGUAGUACCCCCUACAGUUGCUACAGCCCUGCCUCAAGCUUAUAUCACCUCCACCACUUCUGCUGCUCUUGCUGCCUUGCCCAAAGGGGUAGAGGUCAUGGGGUCCAAGGGACAGUACGCAGGCCCUUUGGUUCAGAGCCAAACUCAGGUGCAGCUGCCCGUCCUCUCAGCCAGUUUGGUGGCACCACCUGCUCCUGUAUCACCCCAGAACAGCCCCACCACCCCACCAGUAACGCUUCCACCGUACUUCAUGAAGGGCUCCAUCAUCCAGCUGGCGGAUGGAGAGUUGAAACGGGUGGAGGACCUGAGGACAGAAGACUUCCUACAGAGCGCUGAGGUGAGCGGGGAGCUGAAGAUCGACUCCAGCACCGUGGAGCGCAUUGACUGCAGCCGAACGCCAGAUGCUGUCAUCAUACAGUUUUCGGUCGGGGAGCAUAAAGCACAGGUGUGUGUGGAAGUGCUGGUAGAGUACCCCUUUUUUGUGUUCGGUCAGGGCUGGUCUUCUUGCUGCCCAGACAGAACCACCCAGCUUCUGGAGUUAUCCUGUGCCAAGCUCUCUGUGGGUGAUGUCUGUAUCUCUCUGACUCUCAAGAGCCUUAAGAACGGCACACUAAGGAAAGAUCAAACUCCUGACUUUGCUGGCAACCACAGCGAUCUUCACGUGAAAGCAACGAGACCCAACGGCCAAGUUAAUGCUCACGCUGUCCAGAGAGAGGCGCUGGAAAGUGGACUGAGGUUAGGAGCCGGAGUGCAGGGUGGAGCUACAAGUGUCGGGGCCGCAGACAUGCAGAACGGGAUUGGAAGUGUUGGUCCUGCAGACACUGGCAAGGUACUGACUCCCACGGAGAGUGGAGAGGCGGAAGCCAAAAUGAAGAUGAACUGCCUUCAAAUGCCCGGGCAAACAGAUGGCAGCGGACCCGAGAGGACUGAGAGAGCCGGGAGGGUGGUAACCCGCAAAAGGAGGUGGUCUGCUCCGGAGAGAAGCCAAGCACAGAAGUUCAGUGAGGAGGAGCCACCUGUAACUCUGCCUAAACUAUCAUUCAUUCCACAGGAACUGAAGAUUAACAUCGAGGGCAGAUCCAGCACAGGCUGCUGAGGACCCCCAAGAUUUAAAAAAAAAAAAACGUAUAAAGGAGGAUACGAAUGAUCAGAUAUUUUGUCAUGUAUGUUCUUUUGUGUCAUAUUUUUC
This is a messenger RNA of Chanos chanos (milkfish), 2592 nucleotides long. RefSeq names its product ataxin 1b (gene atxn1b). Gene Ontology annotation, molecular function: RNA binding; protein binding. Gene Ontology annotation, cellular component: nucleus. NCBI's taxonomy places the organism in Eukaryota, Metazoa, Chordata, Actinopteri, Gonorynchiformes, Chanidae. Gene Ontology annotation, biological process: negative regulation of transcription by RNA polymerase II; nervous system development. Bases 1 to 2499 code for a protein of 832 amino acids. The transcript has 2 exons. The record is from RefSeq and is a predicted model, not a curated record.